AUCAAUUCGCUCGCACAGAGUUCGUUCCAUUGUGCGAGAGCAGUGGUUACACGUUUGUCCUCGGCGGAAGUGGUUGUGCAGGUAGUCGUGGUUUCGUCCGACGAAAAGCUAUUCGAUUCAUUGCGUCCGGUGCGCGUUUAUCAACCCCGCAGAUAAUCGGGGUUCGUUAAAAGUGACAGUAGAAUAAUAAAACACGCAAAAUGGCUCGUUUCGCGGUUUCCAUCGUCGCUGUGAUCUGUCUGGUCAGCGUUGCCUACGGUAUGGACUGUACUUUAGGAACCAGUGACAAUUUUAUCGAUAAAUUCGUGAAUUCCUGUCCGAGACCACUUGUUGAUCCGAGCGAAAACAGCUAUUGUUGCCCCAGAGUCGAUGGUACUGUUUACUGCUGCGAUUGGGCGGAGUUCACAAUGAGAACUGGACUGGGCAUAAUCGUUCCUGUUGUUAUCGCUGUGGUCGUUAUUAUCUCUCUGAUUGUCUUCUGUAUUUCCUGCCUUUGCUGCGCCUGUUGUCCAUGGUACCGACGACGUCACCGUGGAACCAUCUAUAGCAGCAUGCAAACACCUGUUACGGGUAUUCACGUUAUCCAGACACCUCCCUCAAAUUCUGGCUACACAGUUCAUCAGAUACAACAAAUUCAGCCGCCAAUUUAUGCGAAUGCCGUAUCAGCUAUGCCGCAGCAUCCAGUUCCUCCUCCUCAGUACACCAGAGAAGAUAACACCAAACAAGCGCCCUACAAUCCAAGCUACGUCCAGUGAAAAGUGAAAUCAAAUGCACGUGUCGCUCGGUGACCGAGGGUGAACCUUUAUAUUAAUAAGGAAUUGGGCGUUCUUGUUUAAGAACGUACGUACAUAUAUGCGCCUUACAAUUUAAAACGUGAACGUAAUCCAUCCAAGUAUAUAUUUAUAUACCGUAAAUCCAUGUCGCGAAGAUCUCUUGAUUUUAGGGAUCAUUGCGGUGUGAAUAAUUACUGUGGAAUUUCUGUCCGAGAGAAGUGUGAUGUUUGCUAGUGAUAUAAAGAUCAAAGUUUGUUUUUCAAUAUUUUUUUCUUUUGUUUUUUUCGUUACAUAUUUAUGUCACCACGCACAUUACACCGUUUGUUGUUUUUAUAAUCGUGUGUAACGCUAUCGGCAAGAUUUCGGCCGACGCACGACGUUACGUUACAAGUCUUGUAGAUUUAUGUUCAGUAUUUCAUUGAUAUUUGUCUUCGAUCUUACGACAAGAGUCUCCUAUUAUAUAUUAUACAGAAUAGCUGUGAUGGCCGAUUUACACGUGAUUACCGCGUUAUUAGUACGUAAUAUUAUUCAAAGUCAGGACUAAUUGUAAAAUUUCAUUCCGUGAAAGGUAGUGAGAGUGAUCAUGCCUUGUUUUCAAGAUUGACCCUUAUACGUUAGUUAUGCAAUAUUGAGAUAGAAGUAAGAUAAUUGCGGCCGAAUUUUGUAUGAAGUUCCGAAUACUAAUACCGCCACUAAUCUCUUAUAUUUCUAUUCUACAUUUUAAGUUGGAAAAGACGCGAGUUGAACAAUCAAGUUUUUUUAUCGGAUGGAAAUUAUCAAUUGCAUAUCUCACCUGGUGUGAUGAUGAGAUAGGAGGAGUAUCAUGCUCUUCUUCUUCUCGUUAGAUUAAUUAAUCCUUGGCUCUAUUUUCGCACAGCGAACACUUCUAUGGAAUGUGUAGAUGAAUCAAACAUGUAAGCAUAUUUUUAGAAAUAAGGUAUAUCUACACAAUAUUGAGUGACCCCAUAUUUUUACCACUUAUCAAUAAUAAUUACGGGGAAUGAAGAAUUCUCGCAAUUUACGAGCUCACAAUAGCGAAUUAAUGUAAGUGAGCCCGAUAAUGAUGUAUGAACUUUUAAAUUGUUUGCAAUUAAAUAUCUUUAUAUUUUGGACGGAAA
Messenger RNA from Neodiprion virginianus, 1891 nucleotides. Its product is annotated as protein shisa-4-like. Lineage: Eukaryota; Metazoa; Arthropoda; Insecta; Hymenoptera; Diprionidae. The transcript has 5 exons. The coding region runs from base 201 to 755 and encodes 184 amino acids. The record is from RefSeq and is a predicted model, not a curated record.